Messenger RNA from Perkinsus marinus ATCC 50983, 3422 nucleotides. RefSeq names its product antibiotic synthetase, putative. Gene Ontology annotation, molecular function: phosphopantetheine binding. The record is from RefSeq and is a predicted model, not a curated record. The transcript is spliced from 21 exons. NCBI's taxonomy places the organism in Eukaryota, Perkinsozoa, Perkinsida, Perkinsidae. The coding region runs from base 1 to 3360 and encodes 1119 amino acids.
AUGACGUCAUCAUCAUCUCCUCACGUCGUCCUCCACACCCUUUUUAGAGAGCAAGCUGCUAAAACACCUGAUCACAUUGCCGUGGUUGGCGGUGGCAGUAGAGGUGCUUCACCUCGUACCUCUCUCACCUAUGCUGAGCUCGAUUCCCUUAGUGACUCCCUGGCGGCGCGUCUUCAGUUAGAGUAUGGUGCCGGUAUAGGAUCCCUAGUAGGCAUAUACAUGCCUAAGGACGUUGGCUAUGUCGUCAGCUACAUCGCUGCUCUCAAGGCUGGAGGGGCGUACAUGCCCAUCGAUGCAAACUAUCCCGACGAUUUACUACAGAUGGUCAUGGACGAUGCGAAGCCCUGUUGUGUCUGUACCACGAAGGCUCUGGCUGAGAAACUCCCGAAAUCACAAAAGAAAUUUAUUUUCGACGAUGAGAGUUCCAUCUGGCGCCAGGAGCUGAGUGAUGGUAAAAAGCCACAAGACUUGGGCGUGAAGGAGACCGACCCGGCGUAUUGUGUUUACUCCAGUGGUACCACAGGGAAGCCUAAGGGAAUCGUCUGUCCUCACAGAGGUGCGGUAGUGAGCUAUGAUUACCGCUUUGGAGCGUAUCCCUAUGGGAAGGAUGAGCGGGAGGCAUGUAAUGUAUUCUUCGUGUGGGAGCUCCUCCGUCCUCUGCUGAAGGGGGCAACUCUUUAUGUGGUUCCCGACGCUGUCAUUUACGACUCUGCUAUUCUACCUCAAUAUAUUAAGGAGAACAACAUCAGUAGGAUGCUGUUCACCCCCUCGCUGUUGGAGGCGAUGUUGGACUCCCCCGGGGUCGCCGACAUGACUGGGCUGAAACUUGUGAUUCUUUGUGGUGAGGUGGCGUCUACGCAGUUGCGUCAGAAAAUACGCAAACAUCUCCCCAAGACGAGAAUCCACAACUUGUACUCCGUUUCCGAAUGUCAUGACGUGGCUGGGUCAGAUCUUACUGUUGAUGACCUUCAGCUGGAGCCAUCGAAUAGGAAGUUUUGUCCAGUUGGGAACUUGCUACCGCAAGUGAAGGUGAACAUUCUUGAUCCGGAAUCACUAGAGCCGGUGCCCCUUGGUGUAGCUGGAGAGAUAUACGUGGAAGGCCCUACUCUGGCAAUUGGCUAUCUCAAUCGGCCUGAGUUGACUGCAGCUAAGUUUAUCACGAGGAAUGGCAAACGAAUGUAUAAGACCGGCGAUGUCGGCUAUGUGGUGGAAGGAGGUAUGCUGGAGAUAUCUGGUAGAUGUGAUUCCAUGGUCAAGAUUCGUGGAUACUCCAUUGAGCUCAAGGCGGUACAAGUCGCCAUGUAUGAGCUCUGUGGUGAUAUCAUUCACGAGUGUAUCGUAACAACAGCAAUGCAUAACGACGAUCGGAAACUUGUUGCUUAUGUGGUCCGUAAGAACCCCUCAGCUGAUGCUGGGUUGGUGAAGAAAACUAUCAAGUCUAAGCUGAAGAGCCGUCUCCCUUUUUAUAUGAUUCCCACGUACAUAUCGGUGUUGUCGACUUUGCCUGUGAACAGUACUAUAGCGUCCAUCUAUGCUACAGUGCUGGACAUACCUACUUCGACUGUAGAUGUGACACUGGGUUUUUUUGAGCUCGGGGGGCAUUCGUUGUUGACGAUAAAAUUGCUGCAGUUGCUGAACGCUGAGUACCCUGAGAAGGAAAUAGCGCUGCAAGAUUUGUUUGAUCAUCAGUCGGUUAGGAGAAUGGCAGAUUUCAUAGUCGCAGAUAGAGCCGUCUCAGAUGAAGAACUUGACUUGCACCAGGAGGUCUCCAUUUUGCAAAAGUCCUUUCUCGUCAAUCCUUCUUCGAUGCAGCAAGUGAGGGCUUUCUGGCGGAACAUUGUUAACGAGGGAUCGUUCGGCAACUCUAGGGUCCUCGUCACAGGAGCGACAGGUUUUCUCGGUUCACAUAUACUGGUGAGUCUUCUUAAGAGCAGCCCUCGCAUAUCUGUAUACUGCGUUAUUCGGCCCCCUGUGGACAGGACGUCUCCUCAUGCGAGUGCGUCUUCUCCUGCAGCAGCAUGCCGUCGUAGGCUAUUGGCAACUCUGGAACAAUACCAUUUACUUGAUGGUGAUGGUCUCGCCUUGGCUGAUGCGAAGGACCGUGUGCACAUUCUGGUUGGAGAUGUCUCUUUGGAGAGAUUUGGAAUGCCUUCUGAAGACUACGACUACUGGGCGACUCAUGUCGAUUGUGUGGUUCAUGCUGCUGCACAAGUGAAUUUGCUCUAUCCCUACCAGGCGCUUUUCAAAGGCAAUGUUCAAGCGUCAGUUCACGUUGCAUCGUUCUGUUUGUAUAACAAAGUGAAGCCAUUGCACUAUAUCAGCACUGAUGCGGUUUUCCCUGCGGGGAAAGGCAGGCAUUUCGCCGAGGACUUUUCCAUAUUCGAUGCGGACUCACCAGUUGCUAAUGAGUUGAAGAGCGGCUAUGCUCAGACUAAGUGGGCGGCUGAGAAUCUCAUUCAUAAGUUCGCGGUGGCCACGGGGCUGCCGGCGGUUGUGUAUCGACUUGGAAAUCUUGGUGGCUCUGUUGGUCCUGAUGGGUUGGCGACUUGGAAUACUCGUGACUCUAAUCUAGAGUUUGUGAGGACCUGUGUGGAACUGGGAAUGGUCCCGACUGAGACUGAGGGGCUUCAUCUGGAGCUCACGCCUGUUGAUGUGGUGAGCGAUUUUAUAGUCGAUUGUUUGUGGGAUAUUCGACACACGAAUGGAAAAGUUUUCCAUCUGAUCCAACCAAAUGCGAUUCCCAUGGCCGAGGUCUUCACAUGCCUUCGUUCGGCGGGCUACAGAGUUGAGCAGUGUUCCUUGCAUGCGUGGCCGACUGAGGGCACAUUUAUCAAUCAAGACACGGUUAAAGAGCUGUGUGGUGAUACUAACACUUAUGCAGUUGAUAACAGCGUCUCGCGCAUACCAUCUGGGAAGUACUUUGAAGUUGGGCUUGGGACCUUCCAAGAGUAUAUAUGUGGCCUUCGACGAGCUCAACUGCUGCCCUCGGCCCCUGAGGGGCCCCUGUCUGGCAUGGUCAUCUCACUAGUCGGGCAGCCUUCUUCUGAUACUCUACAGAAUGUGUUGCAAUCCCAGGGAGCAGUGGUGGUCCCUGCUGGUGGUUUUAGAGUACUAUAUGCGGCUAGUGGUUGCGAUGUGGCCGCAGUUGUUCACGACGUUUGUUUGAAAAUUUCCGCUUUGAAAGGCGUUAAGGGUGCUAUUGUUACAACCCUGGAUGAUAAUGAUGUUGGCGAGAGAGGCCUUAAUGCGUUCCUGGUGGAGAUCUCUCGUGCCAUGGGUUUCCCGAUGGUGGCUCUGCCGGCUAACAGUUCCAUCGACAGUGUAGCACAAUAUGUCAGUGCAAGCGCUAAACACCAAUAGGCUGUAAAGUUCAGCAGUGCACUCCUAAUUGUGUCGUCUGUGUCAAGAGCGUUUCAAUGAGA